This is a messenger RNA of Ricinus communis (castor bean), 726 nucleotides long. RefSeq lists its product as uncharacterized. The record is from RefSeq and is a predicted model, not a curated record. The transcript is spliced from 3 exons. Lineage: Eukaryota; Viridiplantae; Streptophyta; Magnoliopsida; Malpighiales; Euphorbiaceae. The coding region runs from base 1 to 726 and encodes 241 amino acids.
AUGCCGAAGUACGCAAAAUUCUUGAAGGAGAUAUUGAGCAACAAGAGGAAACUAGAGGACUUAGGAUUGGUGACCUUGAACGAGGAGUGCUCCGCCAUUCUGCAAAACAAGUUGCCUGUUAAGAAGCGUGAUCCAAGGAGUUUCACUCUACCCUGUAUUAUAGGUGAAUUACCUAUUAGUGGUGCUUUAGCUGACUUAGGAGCUAGUAUUAACUUGAUGUGGACUAGCUUGUUUAAUAAACUUGGUUUGAGUGAGCCUAAACCCACUAGGAUGAGUAUUCAGUUAGCCGAUAGGACUAUUAAGAUUCCUAGGGGUGUAGUUGAUGAUGUACUUGUUAAGGGUGAGAGUACUGUACAACUGAUCUUAGGUAGACCUUUCCUUGCUACAUCUAGGGCCAUUAUAAAUGUUUGUAAUGGGAAACUCCAACUUAGGGUAGAUGACGAAACUAUCACCUUUGACUUAGCGACCUCUAUGAGACAUUCCUUAGACCAUGAUGAUACUGGAGAUGAGAAGGAGUUGUCCAACGAGCAAGUGUUGGAACAACUCACUUGUUUGCUGGCUAAUGAGCCCAGCCGUUCUACUGACCCGUUUAUUUCUCUUGACAGGUCAGAUGUGCAAAAGGUGAAACCUUCUAUUGAGGACCCCCUAGUCCUAAAGUUGAAGGAAUUACCCAAGCACCUGAGUUAUGCCUACUUGGAUGAGUCAAAGAGGCUGCGAGUUAUAUGA